AUGGACCCAGAAGAAAGAUUACGUCAUAGGCUAAUGGCAGUUCUUGAGGAAUCGGAUUCGGAUGUGGAUAUGUGUGACCAAGAAUCAGCUGAAGAAGACCAUGUGAGUGAACGUAGUCAAGAGAGUGACACGGAACAAGAGGCCUCAGAUAGCGAUGAUGACAGUAUCCCGUUGUCCAUGCUUCGAAACCAAGCACGUUCUGAUAAUAUUGAGGCAAAUCCUUAUGUGCAACAGGAAUCCCGUACAACAAAUCGUGAGUCACAACUUCCACAUUAUCUUGGCAAAGACGGAACGGUUUGGUACAAGACACCGUUCCGUCAAAAUACUCGGAUCAGAGCUGAAAAUAUUGUAACGCAACGCCCAGGUGCAGCUUCUGUGGCGCAAUCUGCUAUGACUGAAAUAGAUUGCUGGUCGCUUUUUUUGUACUGA
Messenger RNA from Parnassius apollo (apollo), 429 nucleotides. Lineage: Eukaryota; Metazoa; Arthropoda; Insecta; Lepidoptera; Papilionidae. The record is from the annotation of a GenBank genome assembly.